Molecule: messenger RNA, 1084 nt
Organism: Silurus meridionalis
Lineage: Eukaryota; Metazoa; Chordata; Actinopteri; Siluriformes; Siluridae
Gene: cfl1l
Product: cofilin 1 (non-muscle), like
Exons: 4
Coding region: 148-642 (164 amino acids)
Biological process (GO): cell motility; actin filament severing; actin filament fragmentation
Cellular component (GO): actin cytoskeleton; cytoplasm; actin cortical patch
Molecular function (GO): actin filament binding
Source: RefSeq, a predicted model, not a curated record
AAAAGCACAGAAGUUAAAUGUCCCCAGGCUAUCAGCCAUUUACAGGCAUAAAGGAGGAGUGUCCAUUUCUUUGCUUUAGCUCUUAGUUUUUCAGUUUGCUGGAGCCAGAUUUUCCAGUACUUUCCUCCAACGGAACAAGUCUACGUUAUGGCUUCUGGUGUGGCUAUAAGUGAUGAGGUGGUCUUAGCCUAUAACCAAAUUAAAAUCCGCCGUCAGGGCGAUGAUGAAAAGGAAAGGUACAAAUUAGUUAUGUUCUGCAUAAGUGAAAAUGGAAAGAACAUCGUCAUCAAUCACGAUUUAUCACUAAAAAACAAACAUAUUGAAAAUGAAGAAAAUGUCUUCAAAAAGAUUGCCAGCAUGAUACCAUUAAAGGACUGUUGCUACGGCUUAUAUGACUGCAACUAUGCUACCACAGAAAGCCAGAAGCAGACGCUGAUCUUCAUCAUGAGUGCUCCAGACAAUGCACCCUUAAAAAAGAAAAUGCUCUACGCAAGCUCCAAGGCAGCUUUGAAGCAGAAAUUAGAAGGAGUGAGCACUGAAUGGCAGGUGAAUGACUGCUCAGACAUGGAAAUGGCAGUUCUUGUGGAUAAGCUUUCUGGAACUAAAGAAAAGGUUAUUUCUCUAGAGGGAAAAAAGGUGUAAUGGCACAGAGCAGAAAACCAAGUCCCCGUAAACUUUAUAUUGAACCAUCUUUACAGAUAUAGUUAUUUGUUCAAUAUAAAUGCUUUUUAGUAUAAAGGCACUAUAUUGUUUAUAGACAUGGUGUAAUUGUUUUCCACACAGUACGUGUUACAUAAGUCAGAAGAUCUUUCUGUUUUUAAACCCUUCAUAAACCCUACAUCUAACUGAUUGCAUCCUUUUUAAACUACGUAAAUUGACAACUGUUGAAUUAAAGAUUUCUUGAUUUUGAACACUGUACAGCAACAAUUUAAAGAUCUUAAAAUAAAAAGUUAUUGGAAUUCCAUCCUGAAUGAUAAUAAAUUAGUUAUUUUAACAUUGCAGCGGGAAUGCAGAGAGAAUGUGAAAACUUUAAGCAGAUACUGAAUAUAACAUUAAAGAUCAUUAAAGAUUGUUUGGAAUUCCA